Messenger RNA from Trichoderma harzianum CBS 226.95, 1805 nucleotides. RefSeq lists its product as hypothetical. Bases 201 to 1499 code for a protein of 432 amino acids. Lineage: Eukaryota; Fungi; Ascomycota; Sordariomycetes; Hypocreales; Hypocreaceae. Gene Ontology annotation, biological process: protein geranylgeranylation. Gene Ontology annotation, cellular component: CAAX-protein geranylgeranyltransferase complex. The transcript has 4 exons. The record is from RefSeq and is a predicted model, not a curated record. Gene Ontology annotation, molecular function: CAAX-protein geranylgeranyltransferase activity.
UGGAAAUGGAUUGAGCUGUGAGUUGAGCUGAAGUAUGGAGCCGUGCUGAUUCUAAUUCUCCUUGAUUUGGGACUUCAUUGAUUGCUUAUCUUGACUUUACCAGUGUUGAGCUGUAGACUAUCAGCUGAUUGAAUCACACCCGACUCUAGUCCUCAUCUGUCUCAACCAUCUCAACAGACAACGGCCUCACUAUCGCCAUCAUGAGCAGUCCAGACACUGAAGAGCCCAAGCUGGACAAGGCCCGCCACAUCAAAUACUGGCAGCGAUGCCACAACACCUUCCUACCAUCGGCAUACACAUCCAAUGAUUCCACCAGACUCACUUUUGCCUUCUUCAUCAUCUCCGCCCUCGAUCUCCUGUCCGUACCCCUCACAGCUCAAGACCGAGCUGCGGCGCGAGCUUGGGUCCUGAGCCUCCAACAUCCUGAUGGCGGCUUCUGCGGUAGUCCAACCCACUCCAUUACCGGCGAGAACGCGUCCAAGGGAUCAGCAAACAUAGCGGCGACAUUCUUUGCCCUGAUCAUCUUGGGCUUGGUAGCGGAGUCGGAAGAGGAGCAGCGCUCGGCCUUUACCGGGGUGGAUCGCAAGGCUCUGUUGCUUUGGCUGAAGAAAUUGCAGAGAAGCGAUGGAAGCUUUGGGCAGGUUCUGUGGGAGGGGGAGCCCACGGGUGGGAGAGACAUGCGGCAUAGUUAUUUGGCGAGUAUCAUUCGAUUCAUGCUGCGGGGUUCGGUCCCGGAAGGGGAUGAGAAUUGGGUCGAGGAUAUCGAUACCGAGGGGAUGAUUGAGUAUAUCAGGAGUGUUCAGACUUAUGACGGUGGUAUCGCUGAGUCUUCAACGGAGGAAUCUCAUGGUGGAUAUGCGUACUGCGCAAUUGCUGCUCUGAGUUUACUUGAUCGGCAUUCCGAGACAUUCACACCAGAGGAAACCAAGCGGGCGCUGGACCGCGGCAUUGCAGAUCGCCAAAGCCUGCUCAGGUUCUUCGCAAGCAGGCAUUUUCCGUACUUGGCAAAAGAAGAGGAAACCAGAGACGAGACAGCAGUCAAUCACCUUCAAGCCAGAUUAGGAGAGCUGAGCCUGGAUGGAGGACUUCCCUACGUUGGAUUUAACGGCAGGUGGAACAAGAAGGCUGAUACUUGCUAUACGUGGUGGGCUUGCGGUUCCCUGAGGCUCCUCGAUUGUGACAGAUUUUACGACUCCGAGCCUUCUUGCAACUACCUAUUAGACAUUACCCAGCACAGAAUUGGUGGAUUUGGCAAAUCCGUUGGUGACCCUCCGGAUAUCUACCAUUCUUACCUCGGAUUGACCACGGUAGCUCUGUUGGGCGGAUCUGAGCUGAAGGAGGCCGACGCAGGGUUUUGCUGUAGUAAAGAAGGGGCUCGCAAGAUUGAAGUGGCUAGAGAUGGGUUGCUGGAGUCUUUGAAGAGGCAGAGUGAGCAGCGGGGAAGAUGGGGGGCUGAUGAGUUUUGGGGGAAGGCUGCGGAGGUGGUCAAGGUGAAAUAGUUUACAGCUAAGUGAACAUGUUGAAGCCUUCAUAAUUUUCCUUCAUGUCGUCUGUUUCCAUGCCAUGACAGCAUACCGGCGUGUUUUAUUUUUGCUAAGCUAUCUCGUGUUAAAUGAGAACUCCCCUAAUUCCUUCUUGAAGGCGCAACGAUGGAGACGAGAGAGAAGCAAUAUGCUUCCCAUACAAACAUUAUCACCCUAAGUAAAUAGACGUCCUGUUCCCUGAACUAUGGCUUGAUGGAAAGAAAAAGAUCAUAUAACAUCUAAAAGAUAGCUAAAAAGAAGGAGACUUCCCAUGCUCCGUCG